UCUCUCUCUCUCUCUCUCUCUCAAACUCUAUAUUCUCUCUCUCUCUCACACACAUUGAAACACACCAAAAAACACACAUAGAUCAAAGAGAAAAGGAUCAGAUGAACAGCAACAACUGUUUGGAAAUGGGUGGUAGUGAAGACGAUGAUCAAAUGAGCAUGAUGGAAGAUCUUAGAAGAGGUCCAUGGACGGUGGAAGAAGAUUUCACUCUCAUCAAUUACAUCGCCCAUCACGGCGAAGGCCGCUGGAAUUCUCUUGCUCGUUGUGCUGGACUCAAAAGAACCGGAAAGAGUUGUCGGUUAAGAUGGCUGAAUUAUUUACGACCCGAUGUUCGUCGUGGAAACAUCACGCUCGAAGAACAGCUCUUGAUUCUUGAACUUCACUCUCGAUGGGGCAAUCGAUGGUCAAAAAUAGCACAGCACUUGCCGGGGAGAACGGACAAUGAAAUUAAGAAUUAUUGGAGAACGAGAGUUCAAAAGCAUGCAAAACAAUUGAAAUGUGAUGUUAACAGCAAGCAAUUUAAGGACACGAUGCGGUAUCUUUGGAUGCCAAGACUUGUGGAACGGAUUCAGGCAGCUGCCACCACAACCGCCACCACCGGUGGCUCCUCCUCCUCCACCACCACUACCACCACUACCUCCACCGCCACCACCACAAACUCUUACCCGCUCAACCAAAGCAACAAUAUGGAUAAUAUCGUUACUAGCCAACUGGUAGUUCCUCAGGGCAACAACAACAAUUGUGGCAACAUUUGUUCGAAUUAUGGAAAUGCCCAAAUCACCCCUAGCUACACCCCGGAAAAUUCAAGCACCACCGCGGUGUCACCUGUCUCCGACUUGACCGAUUGUUAUUAUCCGGCCAACCAAAGCCAAAAUCAAGAUUUCUUUCAACACAAUAACCCGAUCGGUGGCGGGUUUGCGGACACCAUAAUUAGCCCGUCGGGUUACUUCAAUCCAGGGAUGGAUUUUCAGGCGAUGGUGGAGCAAAACAACCAAUGGUCAGACGGCGGCAACGAUGAUUUCUCUGACAAUUUGUGGAACGUUGAGGACAUUUGGUUUCUAAAACAGCAAUUCAACAUGUGAAAAAUAACCAGAAGAUGAUAAAUUAAAUUUAUGUAUACAUUAUUGGCUUAGAAAGUUUACUAAAAACUUGUGAGAUACACGUUUCUAAUUUGUGAUGAAAACAAGUUGCAUGUGUUUUCUUUUUGUUUCUUGGAUUUUUGGGUGGGGGCUAAAACUGUAAUUUCAUCAUCAUUUCUUACCAAAG
Messenger RNA from Cynara cardunculus var. scolymus (artichoke), 1266 nucleotides. Its product is annotated as transcription factor MYB108-like. Gene Ontology annotation, molecular function: DNA-binding transcription factor activity; sequence-specific DNA binding. The coding region runs from base 102 to 1082 and encodes 326 amino acids. Gene Ontology annotation, biological process: regulation of DNA-templated transcription. The transcript has 3 exons. Gene Ontology annotation, cellular component: nucleus. The record is from RefSeq and is a predicted model, not a curated record. Lineage: Eukaryota; Viridiplantae; Streptophyta; Magnoliopsida; Asterales; Asteraceae.